This is a messenger RNA of Seminavis robusta, 594 nucleotides long. NCBI's taxonomy places the organism in Eukaryota, Bacillariophyta, Bacillariophyceae, Naviculales, Naviculaceae. The record is from the annotation of a GenBank genome assembly.
AUGCUUCGAUUGUUUACCACGGUGGCAGCGUCGGUGCCUGUAGCUGCUACCAGAGGCGUAGCUGCUACCAGAGGCACUACGUUCACUCGUUUGGCCAUGCUGAGUACCAUGCGUGGCGGCGAGAGUCCGGCGUAUGAAACCCUUGACCAUCCGGCUCCCGGGUCGCCGUUCCACUAUGCAUUUCCUGUGCACGACCUUGAAAAGGCCAAGGAAUUUUACGGAGGAAUUUUGGGGUGCAAUGAAGGAAGAAGCUCUGAGAAGUGGCAAGACUACAGUCUUCACGGUCAUCAAAUUGUAGCUCAUUGGGUUGGCAAUGACUAUCGGUGUCAAGACUAUUAUAACCCAGUAGACGGCGAUGAGGUGCCCGUUCCCCAUACAGGUUUGGCCCUUACAGUAGAACAGUUCCAUGACCUUGCUGAUCGCCUGAGGAGUGCGGGUAUUGAAUUCAUUAUUGAACCUCAUCUUCGCUUUGAAGGACAGCCUGGAGAGCAGUACACCAUGUUUUUCAAGGACCCAAGCGGAAACAACCUGGAAUUCAAAGCAAUGACCAAACCAGAAAACCUCUUCGCCAAAUACAAUGUGGUUGACAAGUGA